UUGAACUGGGGACGGUUCUGUAACAGUUCUUACACACAUAGAGUGGUCCAUCCAAGUCUAGUGGCCAGGCCAGAGGGGGAAAAGAAAUCUCCUUUUCUAGCGAAAAGCUGCGAUCCGAACAUUCUCACAGAAGAAACUUGGACAGCAGCCCCGCCCACUGUAUUCUUCAUCCAAGUUACAUUAUAACUUCAGGGGGUCACACCCCCAUAUACAUACACACACAGUCACUUUAAAACUAAAGGGUUGUUGCUGUGUGUUGGUUGGCUGAUGGGCGGAUCCUGACCGAAGCUGUGGUCGGAGUUCGGGGCUGAGUUGGAGAUUUGUGAACAGCGGGAGAGGAGCUGACACUGGAAUUUUAACCUGGAGCAGGAUUUAUCCCCGUUUCUGGCUUCACUUGCCUGUGAGGCUUGGAUGAAUAAAAACACAUCGACUGAAAUGUUUUCGUAUCGAAGAUUUUUUCGGAUCGUUUAAUUCUUCACCCCCCACCGUCUCUGAGUUUGAGACUGAGUUUCCCUGCGCAGUGUAAACUCUUCUCCUCCCGAUGGCGGAGCUGAUCGAGCUGCGAGACCUGAGAGAGGACACGCUGAUUCCCGGCAGCAGCCGCUCGGUGUACCGCUCGUCCGGCCUGGAGAGGACCAACGCCAUGAGGAUCAGUCCCAGGAGCCGGGCUUCCAGCGUCCAGAGCCCGGAUAAGACGGCCAGGCAAGAGCGUAGGAGCAGGCAGCAACUGCCGGUGAUGGACCAGGAGCUGAGACAGACCGAGAAACUGGGGGAAGGACACGACUUCAAUCCUUGCACCCAGACUCAGCCCAGCUGGUGUGACCUGUGCGGCGACUUCAUCUGGGGACUUUACAAACAGAGCCUACAGUGCGCGAAUUGUAGAUUCCGUUGUCACUACCGCUGCCGACCCCUGAUUCAGUUGGACUGUAACCGGCCAAAGAGUAAGAGAUUGGACGUCACAGAAAACACACUGGAACAAGACACAAAUGUGAUGACGUGGACCAGCACUAGCAGCAGUGGUUACUGCAGUCAGGAAGAAGAUUCAGAGUUUGAACAGUUCUUCACUGCCAGGACCUCCUUCAUCAAGAAACCGAGGAAGUACAAGGAUGAGUGCGUUGAUUGGAAAAAGCAAGUUCUUUCACGAGAUGAAAUUGAACCCAAGAUUCGAGAGUACAACUCUCAGAUCAAUAAUGAUCUCUUGAUGACGCUGAACAGUGACGGAACGUACACCGGGUUCAUUAAGGUUCAGCUGAAGUUGGUGAGACCUAUCUCCGUGUCUGCAAACAUGAAGCCUCAAUCAAUCUACGAUGCCAAGAAAGCAAUGGGACCGCCCCGCGCGCAGCCAAUAAAACGGCGCACAUCCUUCUACCUCCCGAAAGACACAGUGAAGCAUUUGCACAUCAGCAGUCACACGAAGGCCAGUGAGGUGAUCAAAGCGCUGCUCAACAAAUUCAUGGUGGUGGACAAUCCCCGCAAGUUUGCCUUGUUUGAACGGGUUGAGAAAGAUGACCAAGUUUACACGCGUAAGAUUUCCGAUGAUGAGCACCCCUUAUACCUGCGACUGUUGGCUGGACCUGAUGACAAAAUGCUAAGCCUUGUCCUCAAAGAGAAUGAGACAGGAGAAGUGAAUUGGGAUGCCUUCACUGUGCCUGAGCUGCAGAACUUCUUGAGAAUCCUUCAGCGUGAGGAGGAGGAGCAUGUCAGACAGAUGUUUGGGAAGUAUGCCCGCUGCAGGCAAAAAAUGCAAGAGGAACUUGCCAACAGGUCCCCGGGUUGACCGGGAUCCCGCGCCACCCUGUGACGCGAGAGAGAAAGGGUGGGACAUAAAAUACACGCGCACGCGCACAUGUAUGAACGGUGAGAAGGUCUUAAAACCAAUGUUACCUGGCCAGCCAGCGACAGAGUGUGAACUGUGGAGAAUACAAGUUAUGAGUGGGGUUACUACGAAUGGAAUGGGUUAUUAAGGGGGAAGGUAUACAGCCUCUUCCUGACAUUAUUGAGUGCGACUGAGAAACCGUUACUGAACAGAACUAUUAAAUGCGGGAAAGUGUUGACCUGCAGGGCCAAAUCCCUCUGUCACAGUGACUGACAUUUUGCCGGGACGCACCAACCUGGACGAGAGGACAGAGAGCUGAUUGUUUUGUUUUCAUUUUGUUCUUUUCUUGAAGUAGGCGGCUGGUUCA
Chiloscyllium plagiosum (whitespotted bambooshark) is the source of this 2183-nucleotide messenger RNA. Its product is annotated as ras association domain-containing protein 1-like. NCBI's taxonomy places the organism in Eukaryota, Metazoa, Chordata, Chondrichthyes, Orectolobiformes, Hemiscylliidae. Gene Ontology annotation, cellular component: nucleus; microtubule cytoskeleton. The record is from RefSeq and is a predicted model, not a curated record. Gene Ontology annotation, biological process: Ras protein signal transduction.